Aedes aegypti (yellow fever mosquito) is the source of this 500-nucleotide messenger RNA. RefSeq names its product probable small nuclear ribonucleoprotein G (gene SNRPG). Gene Ontology annotation, biological process: spliceosomal snRNP assembly; mRNA splicing, via spliceosome. The transcript is spliced from 3 exons. Gene Ontology annotation, cellular component: catalytic step 2 spliceosome; precatalytic spliceosome; U4 snRNP. Gene Ontology annotation, molecular function: RNA binding. Bases 165 to 395 code for a protein of 76 amino acids. The record is from RefSeq and is a predicted model, not a curated record. NCBI's taxonomy places the organism in Eukaryota, Metazoa, Arthropoda, Insecta, Diptera, Culicidae.
GACACCUUUUUAAGAUCUAACUUGUCAUUCAGUUUUACGAUCGGGCUUCGCGAAAGUUUCGACUCCGCGGGAUCACAAAAUUGAUUAUAAUUAGGUAGUUUUUGGCUGUUAAAACUUCUAAACGUUAUCAAACGCUCCGGUUUUUUUUUUGUUAACAAGUAAAAAUGUCCAAGGCUCAUCCUCCAGAGUUGAAAAAGUACAUGGACAAACGUUUGUCCCUGAAGUUGAACGGCGGACGAGUGGUUUCCGGUAUUCUACGAGGAUUUGACCCCUUCAUGAACGUUGUGCUUGAUGAAUCCAUCGAAGAAUGCAAGGACAGCACGCGAAACAACAUUGGGAUGGUGGUCAUCCGCGGCAACAGUAUCAUCAUGGUGGAAGCACUGGAUCGGAUAUAAUCUCCCGUUGGCUCCGUUCAUGGGAGUCAACGUAAUCUUCUUCGUAGCGUUAAGGACAUGUGUGAAUUGGUGAAAUAAAACGUUCAAUUGCGAUACUGGAUAUUA